Molecule: messenger RNA, 1788 nt
Organism: Anopheles merus
Lineage: Eukaryota; Metazoa; Arthropoda; Insecta; Diptera; Culicidae
Gene: Zip102B
Product: zinc transporter ZIP9
Exons: 2
Coding region: 419-1381 (320 amino acids)
Biological process (GO): zinc ion transport; transmembrane transport
Cellular component (GO): membrane
Molecular function (GO): metal ion transmembrane transporter activity
Source: RefSeq, a predicted model, not a curated record
UGUAUGGAAGGGGAAAGAGAGAGAGAGAGAGACGGAAAGUGCAAAAAUACCCACAAACAAGCAAAACAUUCCCAGCGAAAGCAAGUGGCCGUUCGGACGCGGCACACAACCUCGGACACGUCGAUAAUCUGCUCUGGGGUACAUAUAAACAAAACCCGCCCGAACGGUUCCGCUCCUCCACCCGCCGACUGCCAGUGAACCACUUCCGUAUGCUUCCACCGCUCGGUGGUGGUGGUGUGGACCUUGUGUAAUUUUCCUCCCUGGUCAGCAGUAAUAGGCAGCCGUGUCAUCAAAUUUGGAUGGUUUACCGAGGGAAACCAUCGAUUUUUGCUGUCGCACACAAUUUUGCUGCACAAACGAGUAAGUAAACAGGUGACCCAAGCCCUGACACCAGCCCGGAGCAAGCAAUCGCAGCAGAAUGGACGAGACCGCUAUGCUUUUCGCGCUGGUUAUCGUGAUGCUGGUCGGGUCGUACCUGGCCGGAAACAUUCCGCUCAUAAUGUCACUGUCGGAGGAAAAGCUAAAAAACGUCUCGAUAUUCGGUGCCGGGCUCCUCGUUGGAACCGCCCUGACCGUGAUCAUUCCCGAGGGCAUUCGUUCGUUGUACGAUGAACGUUCGCUCGAGCAGGCGGCCAGGGGCCCGGGAACCUCCGCCGGGCUGCCGGUGGACGAGCACCGGCACGAGCACAGCAACGACGAGCAUUCCGCCACGAUAGGGCUCUCGCUCGUGCUCGGCUUCGUGUUCAUGAUGCUCGUCGACCAGGUGUCCUCCCGCCGGACGGAAGGCUCGAGCGAGCGCAACCUGACCGCCACGAUCGGGCUGGUCGUGCAUGCGGCCGCCGACGGUGUAGCACUCGGGGCUGCCGCCACAACCAGCCACUCGGACGUGGAGAUGAUCGUGUUCCUUGCCAUCAUGCUGCACAAAGCGCCGGCCGCGUUCGGGCUGGUAAGCUUCCUGCUGCACGAGGGCGUGGAGCGGGACCGGAUCCGCAAGCACCUGCUCAUCUUUGCACUGGCCGCACCGGCCCUCACCCUGCUGACGUACUUCGGCAUCGGCAGCGAGCAGAAGGAAACGCUCGAAUCGCUCAACGCAACCGGCAUUGCGAUGCUGUUUUCGGCCGGCACGUUCCUGUACGUCGCGACGGUGCACGUGCUGCCCGAGCUGACGCACCGCAGCGAUCACGGGCACGGGGGCCACGGGCAUGGCCACCAUCUCGGCAACUACAGCCUGCUGGAGCAGCAACCGCCGAGCUCGUCCGCUGCCGUCAGCGGGAAACCGUCGCCGUCCGGUAGCCCCGGUGGUCUGAAAAACUACGAACUAGGCUUGCUUAUACUCGGUGCACUGGCGCCACUCUUCCUCACGCUCGGCCACCACCAUUGAGAGGAUGAAUUGUGUGCUCGACCGCGUGUCGAACCAUUUGCCAAAAGCAUUCGCCAAGACGGCCGCCGGGUAGUGGUGUGCGUGCGGACUUUGUCGUCAACAUGCGCUCGUUUGCAUGUGCUCUAGUAAUGUGAUUCAGUUUUGUUGUUUAUUACAACUUUCAGUUCGUAAUAUUCCAUCCUUCCAAAACGGGCAAUAUAAUUAGGAGGAGGUAGGGGGGUGCAUUAGUUGUGUAACGGCUGUAAGUUUAAGUACGAACGUUUUCCUGUUUUCAAGUCUGGUUAAAAACGCAUUUUUCUUUUUUCUCCUUUUCCCUUCGCUCAAAUGCGGGUUUACAUAAGCUUCGGAUGUUGUAACGGCUAGACGAUCAAAACAAUGACAAACAAUAAAAUGUACGAACUACUUAA